Molecule: messenger RNA, 882 nt
Organism: Caretta caretta (loggerhead turtle)
Lineage: Eukaryota; Metazoa; Chordata; Testudines; Cheloniidae
Gene: MAJIN
Product: membrane anchored junction protein
Biological process (GO): meiotic attachment of telomere to nuclear envelope; homologous chromosome pairing at meiosis
Cellular component (GO): nuclear inner membrane
Molecular function (GO): DNA binding
Source: RefSeq, a predicted model, not a curated record
AUGUUUUUAAAACCUUUUACAUAUCCAGUACCUGAAACAAGGUUUCUUCAUGCAGGCCGAAGUGUAUAUAAACUUAAAAUCAGAUAUGGCAACUUCCUCAGCUGUAAUGAUAUAGACAAUAAUGAAACUACUACCAAGGAACUAGAGGAAGCCAUUCGAGUAAUCAUUGGAAAUCUUGAUAAUUUACAUCCAUUUGCUACAGAACGCUUGACUAUAUUUCCAUAUUUAAGUAAAUGGGAGAGAUUAUCAAAACUGAGAUUCAAACAUGGGGAUACAUUUCUUGCUCCGUAUCCUCAUGUUUGCACUAUGUAUGUUGAACUCAAUUCAUUUCAGCAAAAUAUAUUUGUUGGAAAAGAAGUAAAUAUGGAUGCUUGUUACUUUGUCAAGGAUAGAAUUGAAAUGAUAGAAAAUGUUGAAACAGAAGCAACAGUGAAGUGGAGAAGAGUGGAAGACCCAACAGAAAUUUCAUAUGCAAAGCCAUGUAUGGAUAGAACUGAAACUGAAAAUAUUCACACUGGAAGCAAGUCAAAAGGUGACUUCAGAAUGUCAGAAGAUAUUCAGCAGAAAUAUCAGGAUCCUGCAGCCCUUAGGAAGGACUAUGGCCAUAUGAGUGUAUGGGAACCUGUGGAAUACAACAUCGAACAAAGUACAGAAACCACCCAGAAAGAAGAUAAAAUGCAACUGCAACAGCAAAUCAGCCCCAUUAGAAAUGAAGGAAAUGUGGAGUCAAAAGGAAGAGGUUUCCUAGAGUUAGUGAAAAGGAGCAAGUUGUCACAGUUCCUGAGCAUGUCCAUCACCUCAAACAAGUGUGUUAUGAGCAUGGUGGAAUUGGAAUACAUCCUGCAGUUCCUGGCUAUGUCUACAUGGCAGCUGGGAGUGUGA